AUGGCGUGGGACCACCUCUCAAUCACGAAGCCGCACUUGGUGUACAUCAUUCUGGGCGGCUUCACCACACUCUUCAUGCUGUGCUCCUCCAUCAUCAAGGAGAAGAUGUACAUUGGUGAAGCUACCGUUGCGACCAUCUGCGGUAUCAUCUUCGGUCCCCACGCCGCCAAUCUGAUCGAUCCGAAAAGCUGGGGCAAUGUCGACUUGGUUACCAUCGAAUUCUCCCGCAUUGUUCUCGUCGUCCAAUGUUUCGCCGUCGGUGUCGAAUUGCCCAAGUUCUACAUGGAGAAGCACUGGAGAUCCGUCACUCUGCUGCUGAUCCCCAUCAUGAUGUUCGGCUGGCUCAUUGUGAGUCUUUUUAUCUGGUGGCUCAUUGACCCAUUAUCCUGGCUCGAGAGUUUGGUCAUUGCCGCCUGUGUCACAGCGACCGAUCCCGUCUUGGCCUCCUCCGUCGUCGGUAAGGGCAAGUUUGCCAAGCGCGUUCCCAAGCACUUGCGAGACCUUUUGUCGGCAGAGUCCGGCUGCAACGACGGCAUGGCCUUUCCUUUCGUCUACCUUGGAAUCUACCUCAUUCAGGAACACAUGGAUGCCCGGAAAACGACGUUUCACUGGAUUGUCUACACGAUUCUCUAUGAGUGCAUCUUUGGCGCCAUUUUCGGCUUCCUCGUCGGCUACAUCGCACGUCAUGGCAUCAAGUUCGCAGAGGAGCGCGAUCUGAUUGAUCGGGAGAGUUUCCUGGUCUUCUACUUCGUGCUCGCUCUGUUCUGCGCUGGUGCCGGCAGUCUGCUCGGUAUGGACGAUCUACUAGUCGGAUUCGCUGCCGGUGUAGGUUUCUCAAACGACGGUUGGUUCUCCUCCAAGACGGAAGAAUCCCACGUGUCCAACGUUAUCGAUUUAUUGAUCAAUUUGGCAUACUUCGUCUUCCUGGGUACAAUCAUCCCUUGGGAGCAGUACAACAACGUCGCAGAGGGCAUCACCCCCUGGCGCUUAGUUGUAAUUGCCAUUUUUGUCAUCUUGUUCCGUCGCAUUCCCGCCAUGCUUAUCUUGAAGCCAUUCAUACCGGAUAUCAAAACUUGGCGUGAAGCAGUUUUCGCUGGUCACUUUGGCCCAAUUGGUGUCGGUGCCAUUUUUGUCGCCAUUCUAGCUCGCGCUGAGUUGCAAUGGGAGACGCCCGUGCCGCUCUCCGACACCCCACCGGACCACAUCGAACACAGAACACUCGUUGCGGUCAUCUGGCCUAUCGUCACAUUCCUUGUCAUAUCGUCCAUCAUUGUUCAUGGCUCAUCGGUCGCCGUGUUCACUCUCGGCAAACGCAUCAACACCUUGACAAUUACCAUGUCCUACACCACCGCCCCCGAGGACGGCCCUACAUGGAUGAACCGUCUACCAAGAAUCUCUUCGCAGUCUCGAUCACAAGCCCGAACCAUGUCCGACACCGAUGGAGAGGAGCUGAAGAUGCCCGAGUUCCCGCCUGGCACUCUCCCCCCAGUCGGCUUCCCUGGCAAUUUCUUGCGGCGUCAGAAAGACGAAGACGGUACGAAAUCUCGCGCACGAUCCACUUCACGAAAACGCAGCAAAAAGAACAACAAGUGGGACGAUGGUAUCGGACCUGGUGGACCUGUUUCCCAGUCUGCCAUCUUUCCCACUAAACGCGAGCCGCUGCUCAAUGAAAAGGAUCCUUCUUCACCUGACACCGAGGGCAUUAGGACUCCUAGACGCGAUUCCGAAAGAGGUCGCGCGAGAGACCCGGAGAAGGACGACGACGAAAUUACACCGUCCCCCGAUGAAAAUUCCAGCCGGACCCAAACGCCACCCAAGAUCCAGAUUUACGAAGAGGGAGACAACUUGGUGGUCGAGAACGAGGAUGGUGACGUGUUGACUGUUGAGCGCUCUGAGAGCAGGGCACAAGCGGUUGCGGAGGCUGAAGCCCAUCAUCGGGUACCAGUUGAGACCGAUAUGUCUGCUAUUGCGGCUGCCAAUGCGAAGCACGGCGAAAAGUUCAACUGGACCCUGGACUCGUUCAAGCGGAAGGUCGGGGAUGUGUACACGUCGGAAGUGGAGAAGCGCAAGGAGAAGAGCAAGUCUGACAGGCGGCAUGAGCCAGCUCGAGCCUUCCAGUUCGGCAAUACCAUCAUUGUUGAAGACGAAGACGGUGAAGUUAUCAAAACUUACGAGCUGCCGUCAUCAAAAGCUCCCAAGGAAUCUGGGGCAGGCCUCACUCAGCAAAGUCUCAAGUAUCUCGGCAUGGGAGGUCUUCUGAAGGCAUCAGAGAAGCCCGCGGUUGAAGACGGAAACAAUGGAGAAUCAAGUGCCGAGGGCGCUGCGAAGAUACCCGCCAAGUCAGGGUGGCAGAAGUACCUCGGCGGAGGCGCUGGUGGCGCUCCAAAGAAGAACGCUGCUGAAGGUGAGAAAGAAGACGACCGACACAUCAGGUUCACGAUUGGUGGAAUCGGCCAGCGGAUGACAAAGGAAGACUUUAUUCGGGAAGUGCAAAAGCUUGAUGACAAGACCCGGCGACAGGUUGUGGACCAGUCUACUGCUUCUCAGCGCGUAAAGUCAAUCGCAAAGGGGGACAUUCCUUCACCGGCUGACAGAUAUGCAAACAUCCCGACAAUCAAGAUUGGAAGUGAUUCCAACGAGAAAAGCUCUGGGUCUUUCACGCCACAGCGGGUGAACACGGCGCCGGCGUUGCCACCGGCCCCCGCAGCACAAGCAGAUGCGGAGGGUGACGAGGAGACGGCUGCCGAGAAGAAGCGGAGGCUGGCAGUUCUCUCGAACCAAAGCGACGAAGAUUUAGACAGUGGUGAGACACCUGCCGAGAGACGUCGUAGGGAGGCUGCGCUCGGUACGAAUGAAGGGGAUGACGACUCGGAUGAUGAAGGCGGGGAGCGAGUUCCGCCAACGAGGAGAGGUAUUCGAUUUGCAGAGAGCACAGUGCCGAGAGGACGAAAGUAG
Molecule: messenger RNA, 2955 nt
Organism: Colletotrichum orchidophilum
Lineage: Eukaryota; Fungi; Ascomycota; Sordariomycetes; Glomerellales; Glomerellaceae
Product: sodium/hydrogen antiporter
Exons: 2
Coding region: 1-2955 (984 amino acids)
Biological process (GO): intracellular potassium ion homeostasis; regulation of membrane potential; sodium ion export across plasma membrane
Cellular component (GO): plasma membrane
Molecular function (GO): sodium:proton antiporter activity
Source: RefSeq, a predicted model, not a curated record